AUGUCACGCUUCUCCAUGCACAUGCAUGCUAACAUGUAUAUACAAACAUACAUACAAUACUAUGGGCGAAAUCAACCUUAUGAGGUACGAUCUGGUGUCUUUUCUUCUUCCAACUCAAACUAUAUAUAUAGCUGAAAAUCUACGAUACACAUAUACAAAAAAAAGAACACACGCUCUAAAUUGACACCCUUUGUCAUAUAAAAGUUUCUGUAUAGUGAUUUUUUACCCCCACUAACUUAAAUCUAGAUCCGCCUAUAUACACUACAACAUGUAAACAGUUUAUAGAAGCUGCUGGCCGGUAGUCGGAGAAAAUAGAAACGUGUCUGCAUUUAAGAAAGAUCAACAAUACCCAUAACUAUUUUCACCAUUUGAUAUAUCACGAUUAAGAUGGACAUGGAUGAACAUGUGAAAUUGGUUCCGAUAGCCAAUGUAGGAAGGAUAAUGAAACAAAUCCUGCCACCAACUGCCAAAAUCUCCAAAGAAGCUAAAGAGACAAUUCAAGAAUGUGCAUCAGAGUUUAUAAGUUUUGUUACUGGAGAAGCAUCUGACAAGUGUCACAAGGAGAAUCGAAGGACGGUUAAUGGAGAUGACGUCUGUUGGGCUUUCAGUUCAUUAGGUUUUGACAACUAUGCCGAGGCCAUGUUGAGGUACUUGUAUAAAUUAAGGGAGUUUGAAAGACAAAGGGCAAAUCAGACCAAAGGUUCAAAUGAUGAAGAUACAGAUGAAGCUGCAAGUGAAUCUGAGAAUCAAGAAAUUACCACUACUUAAAGUAUAAUGGAAAGCUCUAACUGAAGGGGAUGAUUUUGAUCAGUCUUGUAGUUUCAACUGUGAAAGAUUCGGACCAUUUUUUUUUUGGUUCAUGCUAAUCUUCUCUGUGUCGUUCCAAAUCUAUUAAAGAAUUGACUAUUCCGGCUAGAGACAAUCUUCAAAUUAUAAUCAUUAAUGUU
This is a messenger RNA of Nicotiana tabacum (common tobacco), 947 nucleotides long. Its product is annotated as nuclear transcription factor Y subunit B-4-like. The record is from RefSeq and is a predicted model, not a curated record. Gene Ontology annotation, cellular component: nucleus; CCAAT-binding factor complex. Gene Ontology annotation, molecular function: RNA polymerase II cis-regulatory region sequence-specific DNA binding; DNA-binding transcription activator activity, RNA polymerase II-specific; protein heterodimerization activity. Gene Ontology annotation, biological process: regulation of transcription by RNA polymerase II. NCBI's taxonomy places the organism in Eukaryota, Viridiplantae, Streptophyta, Magnoliopsida, Solanales, Solanaceae.